ACGUUUUCAUUUGGUUCGUUCGCUCCCGUCGACGGCGUGUGGUGUUUCGGCUUUGUGGUGUGUGCCUGUCGUGUGCUGAACUGUGUGCUAAAGUGUGAAAUUUAAAGGUGAUUUCUGAAGAGUGAUCUAAAAGGACGAAACCAGUAAGGACUCAAACAUACAAAACAAGUGAAAUGAAGUGAGGAAUAUUGUGUAAAUACAAUAUUUCCGUCAUCACAUCGAUGUAAUAGGUUGAUCUUCAGCAUUAAUGAAUGAUCAUAAACGACAAAACACUUUCCUUUAUCUCCCAGCUGUGUUCGAGUACGCGGAAAUAUAGCGUGUGUGGAAAAAAUCGGAACCAUCUUCAUCUCUUUUUUUAACUAACUACAUCACGGUGCCCUCAUUAAGUGCGAGUGUGUAAUCUUAAUUACUAAAACGGCAACAUAUCCGUAAACGAACUCAUCAACUUUUUUGCGCGUGUGUGUACAACGGGAACAAGAGCGUGUGUUGUGUGCAUCGAAAUAACGGAUUAUUGCAUAAAUUUAAGCAAAAUAAAAACAAGCCUAGAGGAGUGGUAGCAAAAAAACAGUAUCGUAAAGAAGCGCAUCACACCGAGGGCCGGAAAGUAAUGCAAUAGUUCAGAGAAACGGGGGAAAAAAACACGAAGAAGCCAUCACAUCACAUCAGCGGUCUUAUAAGCCAUACUAAUCAAAACAAAUCAGACGCCAAAUCUAUUGUCUACUUGGGCAAGGAAUUGGGGAAGGAGAAGGCACACAGCUUCCGGUGCUAGGCUACAGUUCCUUGUGUUUAUUUUUUUUGUCAGAGAAAGAGAGUGAAAAGCGCACUUGAAAUCGGUUUCGGUUUCUGUUUGUGUGGCGCGUGUAGCGAACGAAAGAGUACGAAAGACUUGUGCGGGCAGACGGAUAAGCGACGAACCCAGGCGAACGGAUCCAGCAACAAAAUAAAAAGAUGGCAAGCAGCAUGUGGAAGUACACGGUGCUAGUGGUGGCGUUUGGAGUGUUCCUGUACAACAGCCACGAAACGUACGGUCAAAUCUUUGGAUACGAACCGAACGUUGACUAUCCAGCGUACGAUAAGAUCCCGUCCGGCUUGACGUUCCGGUGUGCGGACCGGCAGCCCGGCUACUACGCCGACAUUGAGACGCGGUGCCAGGUGUGGCACUGGUGCCUGCCGACCGGCUACAUGUUCUCCUUCCUCUGCCCCAACGGAACCGUGUUCAAUCAAGCGUACCGUGUUUGCGAUUGGUGGACAAACGUCAACUGCCCCGAGUCGGAAGCGAUGUACAGCAUUAACGACGAUCUGUACCGGGACGUGGAAGGCAAUCUGAUCGUGGGGUAGAUGGUGCACUGUGCGGUGUAGUGUUUCUUACCUGUAAGUACUCAACAGUCUGUGCCGAUCCUACUAGCAGGCACCAUUGCUGUUGAGAUAGAGCCGUCCAAAAACUGGUGCAUCCCGUCCCGUGAUGCAACGUGAGAUUCCUGUUUAAUGUUUCGUUUUUUUAUUAUUUUGUAAAUAUAAUUUAUACACACUGUGAACAGAAUAAAUACAUAAUUCUGAGAAAAAUCUA
Messenger RNA from Anopheles gambiae (African malaria mosquito), 1567 nucleotides. Its product is annotated as U-scoloptoxin(01)-Er1a. Gene Ontology annotation, molecular function: chitin binding. The transcript is spliced from 3 exons. NCBI's taxonomy places the organism in Eukaryota, Metazoa, Arthropoda, Insecta, Diptera, Culicidae. Gene Ontology annotation, cellular component: extracellular region. The record is from RefSeq and is a predicted model, not a curated record. The coding region runs from base 949 to 1338 and encodes 129 amino acids.